AUGGAAACACUGAUAUCUCCCGACAGCGAGUCAUCCAGUAUUCACUUGACCACAUCCCCGACCACCAGCUCUGACAUCAAGUCUUCAGACGUGGAGCCCAUGUCUGGCCUUAAAACAACCCAAGAGGUAGCGGGAGAGUCGGACGACGACAACAGAUUAUCACCGGAAAAGACGUCGUCUCCAUUAAUGUCUGAUUUGUUGGCCGAUGUCUUAACCACUGCCUCCAGAGUUAUGCAACGAAAGUCUGAUCCCACCGUCGAUGACAGCUUUCUAGAGAGAGAUUUUUUGAAGGCGAGAUCCCUAUCGGUUCCGGCGCUCAAACGGCCCACAAGUCUAUCAUCGAAAAGACAAUUAUUGUUGCGAUCGGAGGAGACGUUCGCCGGCGAUGAGAGGCGAUCCUCGUCGUCAUCGGAGGCAUCCAUUCCCGUACUGUCGCCCGAAUCCAUCGCAUCCACACAUCUGAGUGCACACACCGCCGAAGACCUCGAUUCCGAUAUCCAAGACUUGACGCCAAUUCAAGAGAUCUAUUCGUCUGAUCCGUCGACAUGUCUGGAGCCCACGACAAUCGUUGAAGCCCUCACUGAGACGACAGUUGAGGCCAGUGUUGAGCCUAUCGUCGAGACUAUUGAAUCGGUUCCAGUGGUUCCACAGAUAUCGAAACCGGCUGUACCUCCGAAGCCAGCGUUUUUGUCUUCAGCCGUUUCCCUUCAAAGACCAGACAUCGUAAGCGCACACAAAGAGGUAGUCACUGAUGAGAGCAAACCGAAAGUGACCGCCAAAGCAGACACUGAGACAACGGAACCAACUAAUGAAGAGAUCAGAGCUAUUGCUGAAGAGAUUGUCGAAGACUUCAAGAGUAUUGUCACUCAAAAGCUAUUGGACUUAAACGUAGACCUAUUCGACCGAAAAGAGUCGGAAGAAUUGGCGGACAAAGAAGUCGUCGGCAAAGACAUCAAGCCAUUAGGUAUUGGCGGAGGAGUAGUACCGCCACCUCUGAGGAGAUCCCUUUCCGGCGGCGAGUUGUCCACAGUGUCCGAAGUGUCCGAAGAGAUCAGUUUUGCUGGCGCUGUCGGUCCACUCAAGUCGGGCUCAUCGAUGGACAGGGAAGAUAAGGAUCUGUUGGAGUCGUGGACCGCCGAUAGGGAGUCUGGGGGUCCGGUACUGUCUGCCCUAUCAGUGGGCGACGGCUUGUCCUCCGAGAACAUAGCCAUCCAUUCGGGAGCCACGAGUCCAUCGCUGGGCGACGACAGCACCACUUCCGGCAGUUUUAUGAUAGACCAGAGCUGUACGGACGCCACCGAUGCGGACGUCGACGCCACGGACUCCAACCGUGUGGUCACCAUCGAGAAGGCCGGUAGCCUUCCGUGCCUUCCCACCCAACCCGUCACCAGUAUUGCCAAAGUAGCCUCAGAGGGAGGGGUCGGCGGUUUCCUGAUGUCUUCGCGUAAACCAAUCACUCCGUCGACAGUUACCACCGAUUUGUCGAUCAACGUCUUGGAGUCGAUUAUCAGCAAACCGUACGAACCAAUUGAGCCACUGGUGGGUCAGCUCAUCGACUUGACUACCGACGCCUCCCAAGCAACUGAACGGGACGUUGAGAAGUCUGAGUUCUCUCUCCAACACCAGUCCUCCCAAGACAUUGACGAAGAAUCGCUGGACCUGUCAUUGGAUGCGUUGAAUCACAGCUUAUCGCUAAGGGAUGGCACACACGAGGAACCGGUGGUCGCCAUCGAGGAAGAGGUCGAGGAAGACAGUCAAGGAUUGGCUCUUUUGCACGAGUUGUCCACCACUUCCGAGAGUACGACAACUCAGCAGAUGUCGGAUCGCAAGAAGAAUAGCCGCAAAAGUACUCCGGAUGAAGACAAAGUAUCGCAUAAAUCGUUAAAACCAAAGAAAGCGCACAAAAAGGUUGUCCCAAAUCAGCGGAACUCCUCAUCGGAAAGCCACCCCCUCUUGUCUCAGGAGGAGUUCUAUAUCAUGCAGAGGAGGGCCCGCUCUCUCAGCCGAUCGCCCGACAAGAGGUUCGAUGCGACCGCCGGCGCCCAUACGUCCAGCUCUGCGGCCGCCGGACACUACUUCCAGUCCUGUAGUCACCAUCACUUCACGUGCAGUCAGUGCGGAGAGUCGGCCGAUAAGCAUACGGUGCCCGCCAUU
Oppiella nova is the source of this 2154-nucleotide messenger RNA. Lineage: Eukaryota; Metazoa; Arthropoda; Arachnida; Sarcoptiformes; Oppiidae. The record is from the annotation of a GenBank genome assembly.